CGGUCUUGGCUGAGACUUGUAGUUCUCCAUUUCUGCAUGUUGUAGCAAGAUUGGUACUUGCAUCUUGCUAAUUGCAAAGCAUUAGUGUUUUCCAAAAGCUUUUGUGCACCUUUUUGUACACCUGCAAUUAAAUCAAGUGAUUGUAGAAAAAAUCGGAAGAGAAAAAAAUAUAACGGUAAUCGUAAUGGCAGCUCAUGUCAGCGAACUUGAAGUUGCAAAGAAAAACUUAACGGAGGCCAUUGGCGAUAAUGCGAAACAGUAUUGGGCUAACCUGAAACUGUGGUUUAAGCAGAAGAUUAGCAAGGAGGAGUUUGAUAUAGAGGCUCGCCGACUCUUAGCAGGGGACAAUGUGCAUGUUCAUAAUGACUUCCUACUGGCUAUUCUUACACGUUGCCAGAUCAUCGUGUCCACACCAGAUGGCGCUGGUUCACUGCAGUGGACAGGUGCUGCUGCCUCCAAGCCAGGGAAGCCUAAAGGGAAGAAGAAGUUUUCCUCUGUCAGACAGAAAUUUGAUCACCGCUUCCAGCCGCAGAACCCGCUCAGUGCGGCCCAGCCGUUCAGCCCCCGCGAGGUGGCGCUCGCGGAGGAGGAGGAGCUGAGGCUGAGCGCCCACACCCUGCUGCUGCCCACCCGGGGCCAGCUGGAGGCCCGCAUGAUGGUCACCGCCUUCGAGCUGGGCCUCGACAACGUCACGGAGGAUGCGGUCAGCAUGCUCAUCCACGCUGUGGAGGUCCACCUGAAGGAUGUUUUGCUGGCAGUGGUGUCUCGCAGAAAGGCCUACCGCCUGCGGGACGGGCUGUUCCCCUAUGCCUUUGGCAGUGACAUCACCCCUCAGCCCUACCUAAAGAACAGCGUGGCUGCUUAUCACAGUGCCACUGAGUGCCCGCCCCCCAGCGCCUCUCUUCCUGCGGGGCCGCCCCCUCAGGUGUCCCCCGAUGAUGCGGAGCAGCAGGCGGCUCUCCUGCUGGCGUGCUGCGGAGACAGCCUUCCUGCCCCUCUGCCUCCCAUCAACUUGACAGAUCUGCUGGAGGCUCUGCAGGUUCACCGCCGGACAGUGCCCUCCCACACGGUGUACGCGCUGAACAUCGAGCGCAUCCUGGCGCGCCUCUGGCACCCCAGCCACGAGGAGCUAGAACAGGACCAGGUCCACCGCCAGCACCUCGCCCUCAGGGAGGGGCUUCUGAUUUGCUGAACACUGAGUCAUGUGACACUCCAUGUGCAGCCAGUCGCUAAGCUCCCAGCGGCGCCUGUCCCUCCUGCAGCCGUCAAACCCCCAACAUGCAGGCAGACCUGGAACUUCAGCCAGUCAGGGGAAGGCUGAAGUGGACUCUAGAUGACCGGGUUAUGUAAUGGUCAGAGGGUUUGUUAGGGUCAAAGUGGGACAGGUGUAGUGAAGUGAUAUUGUAUAUUCACUGUGAAAGGGCAGCUAGUGAGUGAAAUGGUGGAAUUAGAUUAUGUACUCCAUGUUGGAGUGAAUGGCACAGGGCGCGGUGAAACUCCCAUCACAACUGGGGGCUCUGUAACAGAGAGGAUGGGGACCUUGUGGGGUGGAAGAUGGGGGGGACCAAGGAUGUGAG
Molecule: messenger RNA, 1577 nt
Organism: Megalops cyprinoides (Indo-Pacific tarpon)
Lineage: Eukaryota; Metazoa; Chordata; Actinopteri; Elopiformes; Megalopidae
Gene: tada1
Product: transcriptional adaptor 1
Exons: 8
Coding region: 185-1192 (335 amino acids)
Biological process (GO): regulation of transcription by RNA polymerase II
Cellular component (GO): SAGA complex
Molecular function (GO): transcription coactivator activity
Source: RefSeq, a predicted model, not a curated record